CUCAUUGUAGUGAUACAAACAAGGGCACUAGUGAGAUGUCACACAAGUGAGGGGGGAGCAGAGGAGCCGCCGGUGUUGCUAAAUGACUUCUCUGACUAAUCUCAGUGUAAUUGACAAAUCUAUAAACCCUUUCUCUCCAGCUCGCAAUUCAUAGCAGCAACGCCCCCUGCCCAUUCUGUGCUGCCUCUCAACUGCAUCUCAACUGCAUCUCAACUGCAUCUCAACUGCAUCUCUCUCUCUCUCUCGCACAAUCCUGCCUGGGACAGCGACUGAGCCGCGGACAUGGACACAGCCGUGUGGGUGCCCAACGCAGAACAGUAAGGAGAAAAUGGGCAGUGACCGCUGGAAGAAUAUCGGAGGGACCCCCCAAAUGGAGGACUCUGCGCAGGAGAAAACCCAGAGGAAAGGCUGUGGCUACAUACUUUGUACUGUGCUACUGUCUGUGGCGGUGCUAUUGGCUGUUACUGUCACCGGCGCAGUCCUGUUCAUGAACCACUACCAUGCCCCCUCCACGGAACCACCGCCAGUCAUCACCACCAACAUGGAAGAUCCCAACGCUCUAGUGACCAUCGAGAGGGCAGACAGUUCCCACAUCAACAUCUUCAUCGACCCCAACUGCCCGGAUCCGUUCCCUCGGCUGGAUGGGUUGCAGUCCGCUCUGCUUUCGGCACUGGCUGAUCACGACUCGGAGCAGAAGGUGGCCGGGGGGAAGGAGCGGGUGUUACUGACCAGUCUGUCGGACCAAGUGGCCCAGAUGGUGUCCCAGGUGGCCCGGCAGCGAGCAGACUGGGAAAUUGUCAAGAAAGUGCAAAAUGGGCUGGGGGCAGAGAUUGGAGCCCUGAAAAACGAGCAAGGGAGACUUAUAAAGCUCCUGUCAGAAGGUCAGAGCCACGUAGUCCAGCUGGGCAGCUCGGUGAGUGAAGUCCUGGAGACGGUACAGAGAGAGCUGGGCUCUGGGCGACCUCGUUUGAAGGCCGAUCUCCAGAGGGCUCCAUCCAGAAACUCUCGGCCUCGAGGUUGCGCCAACGGUUCCAAACCGCGGGAUUGCUACGACAUCUACAUGAGUGGGCAACAAGAGGACGGGGUCUAUUCCGUCUUUCCUAUCCACUACCCAUCUGGCUUCCAAGUCUUCUGCGACAUGACUACCGACGGAGGGGGCUGGACGGUGUUUCAGAGGAGAGAGGACGGCUCGGUGAAUUUUUUCCAGGGGUGGGAACAGUAUCGGGACGGAUUCGGCAAGUUGACUGGGGAACACUGGCUGGGCCUACAGAGGAUCCAUCUACUCACCAUGCAGACGCACUAUCAGCUCCGUAUCGACUUGGAGGACUUUGAAAACGCCACAGCCUAUGCUCUGUACAACACCUUUGGCGUGGGCUUGUUUUCCGUCAACCCCGAGGAAGACGGUUACCCCAUCACUGUAUCGGACUACACAGGCACAGCAGGAGAUUCCCUGGGGAAGCACAGCGGUAUGAAGUUCACCACUAAGGAUAUGGACAACGACCACUCGGAGAACAACUGUGCCAGCUUCUAUCAUGGGGCUUGGUGGUACCGCAACUGCCAUACGUCCAACCUAAAUGGGCAAUACCUGACCGGCCAUCACGCCUCCUACGCCGAUGGCAUCGAGUGGUCCAGCUGGACUGGUUGGCAGUACUCCCUCAAGUUCACCGAGAUGAAAAUCCGACCUCAGAGGGAAGAAAACUGAUUGCUUCCUUCUCUUUGGCACCGGAGAAAUUGCACAAUAACAUGACUGAGGAACUGGAGGCAACCAGGGUGUGACAUCUGUGGACACCUAUCUCCUUGGAAAUGUAAAGUUACUGCCUGUUUUUCUCUUCUCUUUUACUGCCAGGGCUUUGUUGCAGAAAGCGCCUUCACCCAGAUUAUAGGAGGCCAAUAUAUACGAGAAAACACUGGGUGGGACGGGGGAAAUUAAAGGUUGAAUGCUUCACCAAGGAUUAGAUGGACAAAUGACUGCAGAUGAGCCAUGUUGGCAUUUUUUUGGUAAAACCACAUUAACUGGAUAUGGACCCCCAACAGUGUCAGUGAGAUGUUGGAUAUCCUUGUGCACAAGAUUUUACCAUGGCGUAUUCCCCUGUGUCUCUUGUGAUGCCCUGCUGUAGAUGUUCAGCUUCAAACAAGAGAAGAUGGACCUUAGCAGGACCUGUGACGUUAUCCUCCUCUUCUGCUUUGAUUGGGCCUUUGGGUUUUGCAUAGGUGCUCCUUACGUGUGAUCUAUGUUUUGGGUUUCGUUGUCCAGACAAUAUAAUUUCCUCUUUUUCUGAUGGAAGCUUUCAUGAAGGACCUUCUGGUAGCUUCUUCUGGUUUUCAGAACUUUCAAUAAAGCACAUUGUUUCUCUGACGUUUUUCCUGGAGCUUGCAGAACGGCAAUGCAUUAUGGACCCGGUCAGCAAAAAGAGAGAGUUCUUGGAUAAGCGACACCAGACAUUGGGUCAACCAACUUCCCAGUAGACGGCUUGAGACAGCUCCAUGGAGCACACAUGCAACGCUGCUUUUAUUUCUUCUAUAGUCUCCGUUUUUACAGUCCAGUAUUCUGAGAGUUAUUGUCCAAUGGAAAUAUCCGUGAACUAUUUCCUCUGCUUAAGGGUGGAGGCUUUUGUCUGGUCUGCAGCAGCUUGUGUACAUGGAAGAGAACCGAGUGGAAACGAGCCUAUGACAUCAUACUUAUGUUUCUUUAAAAACCAAAAAAAAAAGUUCAGGCUUUAAGAAACUUUGGAAAUGAUCUUGCAUUGCCAUUUGUUAUGAUAUAUUUUUUUUGAUGUGUGGAGCUGCAAACUUCUGAUUUUUGUAAUUAAAGUGAUGAACACAAA
Xenopus laevis (African clawed frog) is the source of this 2825-nucleotide messenger RNA. RefSeq names its product fibrinogen C domain containing 1 L homeolog (gene fibcd1.L). The coding region runs from base 329 to 1702 and encodes 457 amino acids. Gene Ontology annotation, cellular component: membrane. Lineage: Eukaryota; Metazoa; Chordata; Amphibia; Anura; Pipidae. The record is from RefSeq and is a predicted model, not a curated record. The transcript has 8 exons.